AGCUUGUUCCCUAUCAUGAGAUCGUUGUGGCUAUCGGUGGUACUCUUGCUGCAAUGCGUGUUUUCGCAGCCGUACGAGCCGACCCCUCUAGGCUAUGACUACGAUGCCUUAGAGCCUUACAUAGACGCUGAGACUAUGCGUGUACACCAUGUUGGACAUUACAAGGCGUAUGCGGAUAAGUUCUCAUCGGCUGCCCGUCAGCUCCGGUCCAUGCCGGAGUAUAAAUACCUGGCCAAACUGGGUGUAGAUGGUCUCCUUUCUAAGUUGGACGAAGUUCCUGUGGCGUUGAGGGAUAAAAUCAGGAACAAUGGCGGAGGGUACGUGAAUCACGAGCUCUAUUUCGCCAGCAUGUCCAAAGAUGGUGGAGGGGAGCCAGAAGGAGCUAUCAGAAGAGCUAUUGACCAAGAUUUCGGAUCGUUCUCGAAGUUCGUGUCCGGCUUCACGAGCCUCGCUGAGGGUCGCUUCGGAGCUGGAUGGGUUUGGCUAGUAGUGGAUACCUCUACGGAAGAUAAUACGUUGAAGAUUCUAUCGACCCAGAAUCAGGACACUCCACAGAUGGUCUCUCCUGAACUAGUCCCCUUGCUGGGAUUAGACGUUUGGGAGCAUGCUUACUAUCUCAAGUACAAGAACAAUAGAAGUGCACACAUCGACGCUUGGUGGAACGUUGUUGACUGGUCAGCGGUUAACGAGAGAUACAUCCAAGGAGGCUUCACUCACCUUGAUUCUGAUAUGUUACCGGACGGUGACUCCAGUGAGCGUGAGUUGUAAGAGUCACCAACACGAGUGGAUGAUUCUAUAUCUUUUUUCUA
Messenger RNA from Perkinsus marinus ATCC 50983, 809 nucleotides. RefSeq names its product iron-containing superoxide dismutase, putative. NCBI's taxonomy places the organism in Eukaryota, Perkinsozoa, Perkinsida, Perkinsidae. The record is from RefSeq and is a predicted model, not a curated record. The transcript is spliced from 10 exons. The coding region runs from base 16 to 768 and encodes 250 amino acids. Gene Ontology annotation, molecular function: metal ion binding; superoxide dismutase activity. Gene Ontology annotation, biological process: superoxide metabolic process.